Molecule: messenger RNA, 1489 nt
Organism: Amphimedon queenslandica
Lineage: Eukaryota; Metazoa; Porifera; Demospongiae; Haplosclerida; Niphatidae
Product: alanyl-tRNA editing protein Aarsd1-like
Exons: 11
Coding region: 91-1302 (403 amino acids)
Biological process (GO): tRNA aminoacylation; regulation of translational fidelity
Molecular function (GO): ATP binding; aminoacyl-tRNA ligase activity; Ser-tRNA(Ala) deacylase activity
Source: RefSeq, a predicted model, not a curated record
CCCUAAUAUUAGCUGUGGCCUGCAGCCAUUAUAGCUGCAAUUCCAGCCCCACCCAAAAUUCAUAUUCUGACACGCCUACUUGUUGCUAUCAUGUCUCUACAAUGUCAGAAGUGCUCUUACCUUCGUGAGUUUGAAGCAAUUGUGUUAUCCUGUAAACCAACCGUACUGAACCAAUUGAAUUGUUAUGAAGUUUUACUGAACGAUACUAUACUGUUUCCAGCUGGAGGAGGACAGCCUAGUGAUCAUGGACAGAUAGCUGGAUUUGAUGUGAUAAAUGUUGAAAGAAGAGGAGAUUGUUCUGCCGUACAUUAUAUUAUGGAGCCUGUAAUGGCUGGACAACAUGUUACCCUUUGUGUUGAUUGGGCUAGAAGAUUUGAUCACAUGCAACAGCACUCUGGUCAGCACCUUAUUACAGCCAUUGCUGAUCAAAUGUAUCACUAUAAAACAACGUCUUGGAAUUUAGCAACUGGCAUUGACGGGAAGUGUUUUAUUGAAUUAUCAAGCCCCAGCAUUACUGAUGAAGAAUUACAGUCAAUUGAAGACAAGUGUAAUGAAUGCAUACGGAACAGAAUAGCAAUGAGAGCAAGAUGGCUGGACCCUGACUCUGAUGAACUGAAAACUAUCAGAACAAGAGGAUUACCUGAUGAUGUUGCUGGUCCAGUACGGGUUAUUGAUAUUGAAGGUAUUGAUUCCAAUAUGUGUUGUGGUACCCAUGUCAAUAAUUUAAGUGAUAUACAAGCAAUUAAAUUAUUGUAUGCUGAACAAAAGAAGGGGAAUACUAUAGUGUAUUAUAUUGCUGGUAACAGAGUAUUUCAUUAUCUUGGGAAAACUGUUCUACAUGAAAAGAAAUUGACCAAGUUGUUGUGUACUGGAACAACUGAACAUUGUGAUUCUGUUGAAAGGAUAUUGAAGAUACAAAAACAACAAAAUAAAAUAAUACGAACACAAUUAAGGGAAUUGGCUAAACUGUUGUCUUUUCAGCAUUUACACAAUGAGCCAGUUGAUCCAUUAGCUAUCAUACAUAGAGAUGAUGGUGAUAAUGAAUUUAUGAAUAUAAUUGCUUCUGAAUUGACGAAAAAAGAUAUACUAGUGUUUGUUACUGUGGGUGACAAUAAAACUAAUGGACAGUUCUUAUUAGCCAGUAAUAAUGAGACACUGAUUAAUGACUUAGGACCAAAAGUAACAGACCUGCUUGAUGGUAAAGGAGGAGGAAGGAAGGGAAGAUAUCAAGGUAAAGUAAACAACAUGUCUAGACGAUCUGAUGUAGCAACCUUAUUAAGGGAGGCAAUACAACAAAAAUAAAUUAUUGUGAUGCCUUUUCUUUGAUUAUAAUUUUGAUGCCUUUACUUCAUUGGAUUAACUAUAUAUGCUUCACAUAAAAUGAACUAUAAAAUUACUUAUAUUAUUGUAAUUACUUGUAUUAUUGUUUAAAUUUUUUUACUUGUAUUAUUGUUUAAAUUUUUUCAUGAAAACUUUUUGUUACAGUGUA